Parascedosporium putredinis is the source of this 990-nucleotide messenger RNA. The record is from the annotation of a GenBank genome assembly. NCBI's taxonomy places the organism in Eukaryota, Fungi, Ascomycota, Sordariomycetes, Microascales, Microascaceae.
AUGUCGGCGCAAUACUAUCCUCCUCCGCCAGGUGCGGCCCCCUCAGGUGCAGGCCAGCAAAAGAACUACCCGCCCCCGCCAAUGUCGGCCCCGGCCCACAAAACCCAGUUCUUCGCCCCGCCGCCCGCCGCGUCAACGACGAUUCAAUACCAGUAUCCCCUCCCCCAGGCCACCUCGCCCCCGCGCGAGCACCGUCACGACAGGUUUGCCCCUUCGAAAACGGGGUCUAUCCCCGAAUCCUCCCCGUCUCCGAAUCUGCUGCAGUUCGCAGCGCCGCCGACCGAGGAGAAGGCCCUGCCUCAAGUUGAGGAGCUUGAAAAGGAGCAAGAGUCCCUUCCCGCUCACUUUGUCGGUGCCGUCAGCGUUGUUGACGACGUCGGAACUUUCAAUGGGGGUAGUUACAGGCUCAGCCACAGGGAUUCAAACACCAUCUUGACCGUCCAGUUGGCAAUGCAAUGCCCUUUUAACGCGAAACCAGGAACCAUGAUUGCCAUGACCCCCACAGUCACCCUCCGCGGCAACCUCAAAUUUAGCAUGAAGAAGCUCAUGGCGGGCGGUGACUUUGGCCACUCUACCUUCACCGGCCCCGGCGAAACCUGGUCCGUCGGUAUGGACGCGUAUCUUGCCUCCACCCAGGCCGUCAUCCGCGACCACAAGCGCCAGGGCCUCACCAAGGCCAUGUUCUCUGGAGAGGGCCUCUGGGUCUAUAAGAUUAGCGGUACCGGUCUGCUAUGGAUUACUAGCUUUGGUGCAAUCAUUCAAAAAACGCUCGUCGAAGGAGAAAAGUACAUUGUAGAUAACGGCCAUCUCGUCGCGUGGAACACCAAAUACAUCCUUGAACGCGUCGCUUCCGGCGGCAUCAUGUCCGGUUACGCUUCCGCCGAAGGCCUCGUCUGCAAGUUUACCGGUCCCGGAACCGUCUAUAUACAGACCCGCAAUGCCCGAGCUUUCGGCGCCUGGAUGACGGGCCAAAACUACAAGGAGGCGUAA